Molecule: messenger RNA, 1140 nt
Organism: Sporothrix schenckii 1099-18
Lineage: Eukaryota; Fungi; Ascomycota; Sordariomycetes; Ophiostomatales; Ophiostomataceae
Exons: 1
Coding region: 1-1140 (379 amino acids)
Cellular component (GO): Golgi apparatus
Molecular function (GO): antiporter activity
Source: RefSeq, a predicted model, not a curated record
AUGCCGUCAACACACCAGCUCGUGCCGCAGCACGACCCCGACCUCGACCUCGACCUCGAGGGACAGCUCCUCGACGGCAAACAUGCCGUCAAGGACGGCAUCCUGGCCGCCGGCGGCGCACCGGCACAGCAGCCGCUGGCCGUUGAAGACACCGUUUCGACGCGCGCCAAGCUGGCCCAGCUCGGCUUUUAUUUCCUCUGCAACGUCGCCCUCACCAUCUACAACAAGCUGAUCCUGGGCAAGUUCCCGCACCCGUGGCUCCUGACUGCGCUGCACACCGGCUCCGCCUCCAUCGGCUGCUACAUUCUGCGCAUGCGCGGCACCAUCACGCGCACGCCGCUCGACUGGCGCGAGGAGAUGACCCUGCUGGCCUUUUCCGUGUUGUUUACCAUCAACAUUGCCAUCUCCAACGUGUCGCUGGCCAUGGUGUCCGUGCCCUUCCACCAAAUCAUGCGCUCGACCACGCCCGUCAUCACCGUCGCCGCCUACCGCGUGUUGUUUGGCCGCGCCUACUCCACCGAGACGUACCUGUCGCUCGUCCCCAUCGUCCUCGGCGUCGGCAUGACCACCUACGGCGAGUACUACUUUACCCUCGCCGGUUUUGUGCUGACCCUGCUGGGCGUCGUCCUCGCCGUCGCCAAGACCAUUGCCACCAACCGCAUCAUGACCGGCUCCCUCAAGCUGUCGCCCAUGGAGACCCUGCUGCGCCUGUCGCCUCUUGCCUUUUUCCAGGCCCUGCUCAUUGCCUGGGCCUCGGGCGAGCUGUCCGGCGCCAUGGCGGGGGCGGCGGGAGCUGCGGCGGCGGCCUCGUCCCCUGCUGGCAGUGCCGCCGUCGUCGCCCGUGUCGUCGCCCGCGCCGUCGGCGACUCCCCCAUCAGCAUGGCCCUGGCCCUGCUCGGCAACGGCGUGCUCGCCUUCGCCCUCAACGUCUCGUCCUUUACCGCCAACAAGGCCGCCGGCGCCCUCACCAUGACCGUCUGCGGCAACGUCAAGCAGUGCCUGACCGUCCUGCUGGGCAUCGUCUUCUUCAACGUCACCAUUGGCUUCACCAACGGCGUCGGCAUGCUGGUGUCGUUGGCCGGUGCCGCCUGGUACAGCUUUGUCGAGCUGCAGAGCAAGACCAAGGCGGCUACCAAGUGA